AGGCUACACAAAAAAUUUAAAAUAUCUUGAAAAAGUUCGAAUUUCUGCUUUCCAGCAUGAGUACAAUUAUCUGGCUACCAUUGGUGUUACUAGGAAUUCUCUGGCUGAUAACUAGGAUAACAGCAUGGGUCUUAUGCUACAUCUUUAGAAAGUAUGUCAACAUUGAGGCAAAGUUUGGAACAAUUGGAUUGUUCACAUUCAAGAAUGUUCAAUUUGUGCUGAGCAAUGGUACUGUAUUGGAUAUUGAAAGACUUUGGCUCUCCAGUAGCUUCAUCAACAACGAUGCAAAAAAACCAAUUGUUUUGUGUAUCAGCGAUGUCAGGCUACAGACAGACACUAAAAGAGGGCUCCCUAGUCACAAAGCCCAAGAAACAAAACCAAAAGUGCCAUCUAGUGAGAGCCCUGCACAACAAGUUGCUAAACUUUCAUCAGUAAUUCAGUAUGUAUGCGUCAACAUAGAACAUUUGCAUGUCGAUGUCUUUGAUGUUCUCUACCCUGGCUGUCAGCUUAAUCUCUCCAUACAAGACAUUUCCAUUGACUCUCACAUUGAGUUAAAUAAACUUCAAGUGAGUGUCAGCAUUAAUACUCUACAAACUAAACUGCUAAAGCCUGCGAGGGAAAUAGGCAGCCCUGUCCCCCUAGGGGAAGGCCUGACGCACCAGGAUGCUGAAACAAUGUGCUUUGGGGAGGGAUCCUUGAGUGCAAAUGUCUUACUUGAGAUUGGUUAUCAGACAGAUGUGUCCGCUGAGGUUUUACACGUUGCUGUUACGAAACUAGAUAUUGGAAUAACAGAUGAACUUAUACUUGUGUUGCAUCGAGAGAAAUCCAGAAAGAGGCUAGAUUCAUUCAGAAAGAGGCUCCACUCUCCUAAACAAGUCUCGGAGUUUGAAGAUGCUCUCACUGGGGAUGAUAGUGAAAUGCAAUCAAAAUUGCUCAAAAUCUUGGCGAUCAGUCCAAAGACCAUGUCCAUAUGCCUGGAGAAUACAAAGUUACGUGUUACUUCAUCGAGGAACGAAGAUCUCUCCAUUGCUAUUCGCCACGUAAAACUGGAGACAUAUAUGCAUUUUCUUGAGAAACAGCUGGUGGGAGUAUCCAUCACACUGAAUAUAGAUGGCAUCAGUGCAGUGACAUUGCAGUCAACAAUUUUCUCGUUGACAAAGUUCACUGGGAAAGUUCAGCAUGAAGGAGGGGCAAUCAACAUAACUAGUCGCAGUCAAAGCUGUCAAUUUACCUAUAAUCCCAGUGAUUUGGAAUCUUUGGCAGCCAUCUUGAAUAAAAUCCAAAAUGAGGCUGGAAAUGUGCAGAUGGAUUUAAGACCAAAGCAAAAAAGCCAUAAUCAAAGGGAUUUAGUCAUGCAGUUUAUAAGAAACAAAAUCAUCAAUAUUGAUGUAGAAAUAGCAGAUUCAUCUGUGGCAGUUACCACGGAAACAUCCAGAGGCGUUGUGGCGGGAAUUACAACUUCCAAAAUCAAACUAGCCAUUAUGGAAAGCCUUUCUGAUAUGGCAACUGGAAGUGGUGAUUGGUUCACAACACGGGAUAUCCGUGGUGACAUUGACCUCGAGGCCAUCUAUAUGCAACUAGAAGAAUCACAGGUGCCAAUACAUCAACUGAACUCUGACGAACAUCAAUGGAACACUUUACUGUAUAUAGGUCUAUUUAUUAUUAAAGUAAACAAAUUCUCGUCAGAUGUUCAGACUGAUUUCCUGAUGGAUGGACUCCAUUUUGAAUGGUCAUCCCUAGCAACCUCAGUUGCUGAGCAACUAAUAACAACAAUAAGCCAAUCAGCAUUAACCUCCAGUGUGAUGUCAUCAAAUGAGAACAAACAAGCAGUGCCAUCUUUUAAGUCUUCCAUGGAAUCGCAGAUCCCAGAAACCCAACUCAUGUGCAAUAUUAAUAUAGGAUGUACAAAUAUAAAUAUAUUUGUCUCAAAUGAACAUAAAGUCUGUCUUAUGCUGAGGCUGGAUUGUGUUAAGAUGAAGAAGCGUCAAUCACAAACAACUUUUGAACUUGAUGGCUUUAAAGUGGUAUAUCUCACUCAAGAAAACCAGGCAUUAUCACUAGUUGGCGCUAGUGACCUCACAGAUUACGUCUGCCACAUCCAGCAGUGCUCCCUAUUCUACUUCCCUAACACUCAGUCCAUACAAAUCCAGCUAUCGAAUGAACUGUACUUUGUAUGGUGUACAAAGGUCCACAUGUGUAUAUACCACACACUUCAAGACAUUACACAGCUGAAAACAACACUCUCUAAAUGUCAAACCCAAUUAAAGGGAACCACUAAAUGUCAAACUCAACAAAACGAAAACAUUCAGUCACAUUCAAAUGGUGAAACUGGUUCGAGGAGUGGGAACGGUGCAAAAAUUGAUGACGAAGAAAAAGAAGGCGUUUUGUCAAAGUUGAAUGUUACUGUCAAAAUUGAAGCAAAUACUUUGCUUGGCUUAGAGAUGACAGAUGGGCAUAGAGUUGAAGCUCGAACCGAAGAAAUCCUUAUCACCCUACAGAAUGGAAAAUGCUCAAUAGGUGGCCCUGCAGUAUCAGUUAUAUUUGAUGACAAUGAAAUAUUCAAACUGAAGGAUGUUAGAGUUGACUGGUGCUACCAACCAACAGGGCUUGGUCUAUUGGAUUUAGUGACGUCCAAGUCGUUUUUUCCACACAGUUAUAAUUUCUCGGCCUGUUUUGAGCAGAUAAUCAACACAUGGAAAUGGAUCAAAAUUGUUCACAAAAUUCGCAGAAAACCAUUUACAGUUGAAAGUUUGCUACCUCCAGAUUUGAUCAUUAAAACCAAGAAAUUGACAGUGCAGUUACAUGACGAUCCGUUUGAAGUUAAACUUGGAGAUAAUUAUGAGCUCAUGGUUGAUGAAUUUGGGGAAAGUCAGAAACGCUUGCUGGCAAUGGAUAAAAAGAUUCAAGAACUCCGCAAAAUACACGGCCUUCUUCCAGCGAGUAAGGUGGAUGAACUAUAUGCAUCACUACGUAAAAAGAAUGCAGAGGUGUACAUUAAACGCUCGAUGCAACUCUACAGAAAUGCACCAAUCAGAACGAAGCUUUUCACAUGGCAAAUGGAGAAUGUUGAAAUAAUGGCAUUUGCUGAUACAUCACUUCACGGGAAAGAGAACUGCGUGAAGCAAAUGCGGGAAAUCGACAAAGACACGUGAGUUAAUGAAUACAUUAAAUUUUUGUCCACUUCCUAAAUCUGAAUCAGAGAAAAUGAAAGCAGUUAUAGGGGUUGGGUAAACAGGGACUUUCUCCCAGUUUAUCUCCAUUUCCCUGUGAUCCAGGUACUGGCACUUACUACCAGACCUCACAAUGCUCUUGAUAGGCUUGAAACAAUUUUACAAGGCAUUGCUACUAAAGUUUAAAUCACGGCAUGUUCCACUUCUAACGAGGCUUUGCUACUAUCUUGAACUUUGGUGUCAAUAAAAGGGUUGGUGAAGUUAUGAAUUUCCUCAUAUCAAACAGGACUGGAUUUUUAGGGUCAGCAUGCUCAAAGUGAAAGUUUUGUAAAAGCUGUGUAAAGAGGAGAAACAUC
Molecule: messenger RNA, 3526 nt
Organism: Owenia fusiformis
Lineage: Eukaryota; Metazoa; Annelida; Polychaeta; Sabellida; Oweniidae
Source: the annotation of a GenBank genome assembly